AUGGAUGCCGUCGUCCCUACCAGUCUCGUACAACCCGUCUCUGUCCCUACACCGGUCGAGAGUCGCCCACCCACAGAGUCACAACCUGACAAUAUUCCCAAUCUCGAACUCCCUCCGCUUCUACUUCCUCUGGACCUAGUGCGCCCGUCAAAUGACACAUCGCUCUUCCUUGAGUCCCCUCGGCUACCCUCGCACUUCGAUGACGGUGCUCCCGGUUUCCAGCUUCCCCCGUUGCUCUUCCCGCUAGAGGGUCAAGGUCCAACAUAUCCUUCGCAGGGACUCGGUGACUGGGAAUUCCUCAACUGGAAGGACGACAUUGAUAGUACAACCACCGACUUAGAAUCGCCCUCCUUGUUGUUUGGGCCACCUCCUUCGCCGCAGGUCUUCCUCUCUGAGCUGCAUUCCAAGCUCUCGAUUCCGUCUGGCGUCUACAAUCUAUCUCUCGACCAAUCCAUGUCAUACAGCGGGAGGACCGCGUACUAUAUGGUCAAGGGGAAUGCGAUUACCAUCAACCUCUCUGACGCCUGCCCCUUACCUCAGUGCCGCCCUCCCAAUGAUGGUACUUAUGAGGUUCUCCCGCUGGACGACUCAGCAAACAUCUCUUGGCGUCGCAGGAUCGGCCUGCUCAUUAAAGGGGCCUUCCAUCUAGUCGAAAAUGGCCCUCAUGCGCGGAGUAAUAACCCUUGGGUUCUGGACUCGUUCCCGUCCGACUUCGUUCUAGUUCGUCGCAGGACAUGCACCCAAGGCGCUGAUGGAAUGAAGAAGGGCCGUACGGAUGUGUAUCUAUACGGUAUGUGCUGCCCCCUUCCAGGUCUUACUCAUCGCCGCUCACUGUUACGGGACAACUUUCAGGUGCUUUGCGUCGGUUUGCGUCGCCCGCAGAAUUCGCAGCGCACGCCAUUUGGCUCAUGCGUGGUGGCACAGAUGGUUGCACGUGCGUUCAGUGCUCGGGCGCAUAUGCGCAGUCCGUUAUUACCGACGUCCUGGAGCAAGCGCUAA
Messenger RNA from Peniophora sp. CBMAI 1063, 999 nucleotides. NCBI's taxonomy places the organism in Eukaryota, Fungi, Basidiomycota, Agaricomycetes, Russulales, Peniophoraceae. The record is from the annotation of a GenBank genome assembly.